Messenger RNA from Dendrobium catenatum, 966 nucleotides. RefSeq lists its product as uncharacterized. The record is from RefSeq and is a predicted model, not a curated record. The transcript has a single exon. The coding region runs from base 1 to 966 and encodes 321 amino acids. NCBI's taxonomy places the organism in Eukaryota, Viridiplantae, Streptophyta, Magnoliopsida, Asparagales, Orchidaceae.
AUGAAACAGAAGGGACCGGCGGAAUCUCCCUUCGACUUGAUCGUGGCAACCCUCGUCGUCGGCGAGCUAGCCUUCUCUCUUGCUUCCGCUGUCAUUGUCCUGCAUUUCCAAUUUCGUGCCUCCGCCUCCCCUUGUCGGCUCCGCUGCCUCCACGGCCUCAACUCCCUUUGGUCCAUUCGCCUCCUCCUCGUCCUCCUCGCUUCCCUCCUCUCCCUCCUUGAACUCCUCCGUCUCCCACUCCUCCGCCACCAAUUCCCGUCCUCUCUCUCCCCCCGUCUUUGCGCCGCCUACUCUUUCCUCUCCCCCUGCCUCGCCGAGCCCGCAUUUUUUUCCACUCUCCUCUUUCUCCUCCGCGCCUCCAUCCAUCCCCACAAUACCCCGACCUCCCUCUCCCUCCUCUCUGCCUCCGCUUCCGCCUUCGCAGCCUCCCUCCCCUUCCUCUUCCUCCAGACCCUUUUCCUGGUCCUCCCUAACUCUUUCCUCCUCAGCCUCGGCCUCCCUCCCUAUUUCCUCGGCCACGCCGCCGCCGCUGCCGACGCCUUCUCCCAACGGCAUGCCCGCGCUCACCGUCGCAUCCCCUGCGGUGUAUCACUUUUCUCCACAAUACUCCUUGCCGCCAUCGCAGCCGUCUACGUACCCCUCUUCAUCUCCGCGAUAUGGAGCGCCGUUGCUAUCGUCAUCAACAAACGCCUCCGAAUCCGCCUCUACGCCCUCUCCGCCACCGUAACAGCCGCCCUCUCAGUCCAGAUAGCGGCGCGAGCCCUUGCUGCGCUGUGGGUCCCAACGUCCCCUGUCAGCCAGGCGCUGCACCUCGCCUCCUUCUUCGCACUGCUCUCCGCUGUCGUCGGUGGUGAGGCCAUCCUCGUCGUCCAACCCGUCGUCGACUCGCUCACCGCCGUGGGUGCCAACGACAAACGCCUGCGCUCGUGCGGCCAUCGCGCCGGGGAUGGCAUCGGCGGAGUUUAG